This is a messenger RNA of Myotis davidii, 6090 nucleotides long. It is a transcript of the gene ST18, whose product is annotated as suppression of tumorigenicity 18, zinc finger. Gene Ontology annotation, biological process: regulation of transcription by RNA polymerase II. Gene Ontology annotation, cellular component: nucleus. The record is from RefSeq and is a predicted model, not a curated record. Lineage: Eukaryota; Metazoa; Chordata; Mammalia; Chiroptera; Vespertilionidae. Gene Ontology annotation, molecular function: zinc ion binding; RNA polymerase II cis-regulatory region sequence-specific DNA binding; DNA-binding transcription factor activity, RNA polymerase II-specific. The transcript has 25 exons. The coding region runs from base 670 to 3768 and encodes 1032 amino acids.
UGCCACAGCAAUCAUGUGAUGAAAAUUAAAGUGAAAGUUUUGGGCCCAGAGCCGAAAAAAAAUCUGUGUAUGCGCAAGAGGCUGUUGAUGUGCAAAUGUGAAUUAUAUUGAGAAGGUCUGAAUAGGGAGGUGUGACGUAAGGAGGGGACACAAACGCAGGUGCUUAUCUCUACGCAGUCAAAGGCACUGGUUGUCAUAUCAUGGGAACUACCUUUCAAAGAAACAGCGUCAGUGUUUCCGUUCAGCACACCAGGGAGAAGAGACAUGUAAGUUUUGGAAACAAGCAAAAAAAGCCCUACAUUUUGUGAGAUUUCUUGAAGGACUGUGGAAAUUCCAUUUUACAUGACUGAGUGCUCAAGUCUAAGUAGCAAUGGAAACUCUUCAGUUCAAAUCCAAUGGGUGUGAGUGAAGGAGCCACAGUUGCUGACUGGCGUUGAAGAAGCAUCUGCUUAAUGUGUGGUCAAACCUUGCAAGUCACCGAGAAAUCUAUGGUUCAGAAGCCGGUUACUUCCAUCCAUUGCCAAGGGUAAAACACAGGACGAGACGCGGGAAAUUGGCAAGGAAGAAUGAAUCUUAGGAUUUCUCACUGAAGCGGGCAGAGACAUUCAGUCACUUGAACGAAGCAGGAGAAAUCAAGUUGGCAUACAAGUUACCCAGAGAAACAGAGAGAUGGACGCAGAGGCUGAGGAUAAAACGCUGCGUACCCGCUCUAAAGGAACGAAGGUGCCAAUGAAUUCUCUAAUCCAGGAGCUCAGUGCGGCACAUGAUUGCUCCAUGGCAAAGAAGAGGAGAGCUGAAGAGCAGGCCUCGUGGGUCCCUGUCAACAAGAGAAAGUCCCUGCUGAUGAAGCCCCGACACUACAGCCCAAGCAUGAACGGCCAGGAGGGGCCCGAUACCAGGACGGAGGUGGAGGAGGACAGCGGCCUGCUGGGGACCAACGCCCACCGGACCCCAGAAGAAAUCAUGACAAAACCUCUGGAUGAGACUGUUCAUUCAACGGCACAAGAAAACUCUCAUGGGAAGGAAGACAGAUACGGUUGCUACCAAGAGCUCGUGGUCAAAUCCUUAAUGCACGUGGGGAAAUUUGAAAACAGUGCAUCUGUCCAGACCACAAAUGAAAACUUCAAUGACAGUGGCAUCCAGUCUCUCAAAGCAGAGAGCGACGAGGUGGACGAGUGCUUUGUGGUUCAUUCCGAUGACGGGAAAGACUCCCAGCGCAGGUUCUGCUCCUCCGAUGACAAUGAAAGCAACUCGGAAAGUGCAGAGAACGGCUGGGACAGUGGCUCCAGCUUCUCCGAAGAAACCAAACCACGUAGAGUUCCAAAGUACAUUUUAGUGGAUGAUAGGAAAGACGUCGUGGAAGUUCCCGAAAUAAAGACCGAAGGUGACAAGUUUAUCUCUUGUGAAAACAGGUGUGAUUCUGACCCAGAAAGGAGGGACCCGCACCAUGCUCGCACGGACGCCCUGGAUGGCGGGGCGCAGGCCCCCUUCCCCGGGGCUGAGGAGGAUGACAGCCAGUGCCUGGCCGUGAUGACAGAGGAGUCCGUGGACCUGGAGAAGGCGAAGGGGAACUUAAGUUUGCUGGAGCAGGCCAUCGCCCUGCAGGCCGAGCGAGGCUGUGCUUUCCAUAGCACCUACAAAGAGCUGGACAGGUUUCUGCUGGAGCACCUAGCCGGGGAGAGGAGACAAGCCAAAGUGACUGACGGGGGUGGAAGGCAACUCUUUAACAAUAAACAUUCCCCGAGGCCUGAGAAGAGGGAGACCAAGUGCCCCAUCCCCGGGUGUGACGGCACAGGCCAUGUGACAGGGCUCUACCCCCACCACCGCAGCCUUUCGGGGUGCCCCCACAAAGUGCGGGUUCCCCUCGAAAUUCUUGCCAUGCAUGAAAAUGUGCUCAAGUGCCCCACCCCAGGAUGCACGGGAAGAGGGCACGUGAACAGCAACCGGAACACCCACAGGAGUCUUUCAGGUUGUCCAAUUGCUGCGGCUGAAAAAUUGGCAAUGUCCCAGGACAAAAGUCAGUUUGAUUCUUCCCAAACUGGGCAGUGUUCUGACCAGGUUCACAGGACAAGCUUGGUGAAGCAAAUAGAAUUCAAUUUCCGAUCACAAGCCAUCGCCUCCCCCAGAGCCACGGUGUCAAAAGAACAAGAGAAAUUUGGAAAAGUACCGUUUGAUUAUGCCAGCUUCGAUGCACAGGUUUUUGGUAAACGCCCCCUAAUACAAACAGGUCAAGGACAAAAAACCGCACUGUUUCCUGAAUCGAAGCAUUUUUCAAAUCCAGGGAAAUUUCCUAAUGGACUGCCUGGUGCAGGCGCCCACACACAGAGCCCUUGCCGUGCCAGCUCUUACAGCUACGGUCAGUGCAGCGAAGACACCCACAUAGCAGCAGCUGCUGCCAUCCUGAACCUUUCCACCCGCUGCAGGGAGGCUGCCGACAUCCUCUCCAACAAACCACAGAGCCUGCAUGCCAAGGGAGCCGAGAUAGAAGUGGAUGAAAAUGGCACAUUGGACUUGAGCAUGAAAAAAAAUCGACCCCCAGACAAAGCGGCACCCCUAACUUCCUCGAACACGUCUAUUCCCACUCCUUCCUCUUCCCCAUUCAAAACAAGCAGCAUUUUGGUCAAUGCAGCGUUCUACCAGGCUCUGUGUGUCCAAGAGGGCUGGGAUGCGCCUAUCAACUAUAGCAAAGCUCACGGGAAGACAGAGGAGGAGAAAGAGAAAGACACAGUGAACUCUCUAGAAAAUUUAGAGGAAAAGAAGUUUCCUGGAGAGGCCUCCAUGCCAAGCCCUAAACCCAAGCUCCAUGCAAGAGAUCUCAAAAAAGAACUAAUCACCUGUCCAACGCCAGGAUGUGAUGGAAGUGGCCACGUCACCGGAAACUACGCAUCCCAUCGCAGUGUUUCUGGAUGUCCUUUAGCCGAUAAGACGCUUAAGUCCCUCAUGGCUGCUAACUCUCAGGAGCUUAAGUGUCCGACCCCAGGCUGUGAUGGUUCGGGGCACGUGACUGGAAACUAUGCUUCCCACAGAAGUUUGUCCGGCUGCCCUCGUGCCAGGAAAGGCGGUGUCAAAAUGACUGCUACGAAGGAAGAGAAAGAAGACCCUGAACUCAAAUGUCCUGUGAUAGGGUGUGACGGCCAAGGUCACAUAUCAGGUAAAUACACAUCCCAUCGCACAGCUUCUGGCUGUCCCCUGGCUGCCAAGAGACAGAAGGAGAACCCUCUCCAUGGGGCCCCCCUCUCCUGGAAACUGAACAAACAAGAACUUCCACACUGUCCCCUGCCAGGCUGCAAUGGGCUGGGCCAUGUAAAUAAUGUUUUUGUCACCCACAGAAGCUUAUCUGGGUGUCCUUUAAAUGCACAAGCAAUCAAAAAGGGCAAGGUCUCAGAAGAACUAAUGACUAUCAAGCUCAAAGCAACUGGAGGUAUAGAGAGUGAUGAAGAAAUUAGGCAUUUGGAUGAAGAAAUAAAGGAAUUGAAUGAAUCCAACCUUAAAAUUGAAGCAGAUAUGAUGAAACUUCAGACGCAGGUAAAGAACCAGAAAGGUAUCUUCAUGGUAAUCAUACUCUUUGGUGGAGGAGGUCUGCUUUGUGCUGAGCCCAAGCAGUGGCAGCUGAGACUGCAUCCCAAGGGGCCUAUCAGUGAGCAGAAUUUCGAAGCAUAUGUAAAUACGCUCACAGACAUGUACAGCAACCUGGAGCGGGACUAUUCCCCAGAAUGCAAAGCGCUGCUAGAAAGUAUCAAACAGGCCGUGAAGGGCAUCCACGUGUAGGAGCGCCUGCGGUGGGCACCAGAAAUCACCAACAGCAGUCACGCCAGUGGACCGGGCGCCUGCGCUGCCGAGGCAAGCAGGCUGCCGCACUGCAUUUACCAUUGCAACAUUGCACUAAUUUCCUCCCCAGCUGACAUAAAAAGGAAAGGAAUAAUAAGAAAAAAAAACUAUAAUAGACUCUAUGGAUUAAAAGCGAUGCUGUCAAAUAUUAGAUGGUAUUUAUUUUCAUAUGUUUUUCUUUUAUUUCCUCAUUGCACUCUUUUGAAUUUUUUUCUUUGUAAAGUAUAUGUAAAGUAUGUGACAUUUUAAUAUUUUAUUCAUUUCUAAUCAAAGAGUUUUUUAUCUUUUACCUGCAUUUUGAAGUCUGCCAUAUUUUUUACAAGUGUGUUUCUUUUCCAAUAGAAUUUAAAUAGAAAUGCUAGUCUCAAAUCACAUAUCUUGCUGGGCUUAAAUGAGAAAACAAACAAACAAAAACAAACAAACAAAGAAGUCUGAAGGAAAUCUUUGUCUAAGGACUGCACUAUGCUCCCCUUUGAUUUUUAUUGCACUCUUUCUCCCCCUUUCACUGGCUUUCGCAUUGAUAAGUGGGCUUGUCCUAAGGUGAGACGCAUGGAAGGAAGAAGAUAAAUGGCGCCCACCUAGUGGGCAAAGCGCUCUCACAGAAGCACAGGAACUGAAAAGCCUGUUCAGAAUUGGAUAGCAAUAAUUAAAUAUAGAAAUCAGCAAAUUACUCGACUUGGCUGUAUGGUUUCGGUAAACAUGAAUUAUUUAUUUGAAAUGUUUUAAAGAAACGUAAGCUUUUUUUAGCGGUGCAGAUUUGUCUGUUUGUUUUUCAAGUCAUAUCAGAUAGUUGGCAACUCUUAUCCCAAGACGAGAAAUAAGACUUGAUGUGACCAGCCAGGCUUCCCUGCCAUAUGCUGGUACAAUAUACAAGUGACAAUAUUGAUGUAGAUUUGUACUCAGCAAAUACAAACACAUCCAAAUGGAAAAUUUUGUAGAUACCAUAUCCCCUGAAAUAGCAUUUAUCUUGCUUGGUUGACUGAAAGGAAUGGAAAACUAUAGUAACACAUGGAAAACUGUUACUCCGAUCUGAGUCAUUACUUUAGGCAACGAUAAAACUUUCAAUUUGAUCGAUAUCUUUCUGUAGAACUACAAGUGCUACAGAGUAAACACACUCAACACACAGGCACACACCCACAUAUUCACACUCACAUACACUCAGACACACAUAAAAUUGAGCCCGAAAUCUUGAAUUUCUGCAUAGAUCAGAGUUUAGUAGUUGCUAUAGUAAAGGCAAUGUCUAUUUCAGGGAUUGUAAAGUAGUUAAGCAUUGUUUCAAAAGUUUUUUUAUAUUUAUUUUUUUUAAGAAAAGGUAUAGACAACCAGCUAAACUGCCUUUUUGGUGUGCACACACACCCCGUGUGCAAUGUGCCUCCGUGUAAAUGGACACUUGAACUUAGUGUGGGCUUAAUUUUCUGUUCUAUAACAAAAGUGUUUAUUUUCUAUUAGCCUCAUGGAUAUGUAGAUUGAAUGUGAUGGCACUCACAGGCUUGAUAUAUUCCACUGUUAUUACUGUUACCUGCACAAAUGAAGAGUAAUAUCAACAGUAAUUCCACUUCCAUGCCACUGUGGUCAUUGUUAUGUAUUAAAUGGGGCUUAUCUUUGGUUUGGGGUUCAUUCGAACUCUUGACUUUAGUUUAGUGAAAAUGAGAUGUCUGUUCUUAGGUAGGAAUGGUGUUUAUUUAAAAAUCAAUUUAUAAAGAAAAAGAGCUACCAUAUGUGCUGUCUAUUAUAAAUGGGACACCAAACAAAAUUUUCUAUUAAAGUUAUGUACUUGCAAACAGUUUGCUCUAGAGCACUUGAUAGAUGCAUACAAAUGAGUUCACUUAUUACAAAGACAAACCUUAAUUUGCUAAAUAUUUUAACAACUUUGUUAUAUAUUUUAUUUAAUUUAAAAGAAAUUUCUUACCAGCCUAUGUAUUUAUUACUAUAAUUUACUAUGACUCCGGGUUAAUAAUUUAUUUGUGUUUGCAUAGUUUGAGCAGUAUGUUUUAUGAAGUAUAUUUGUAUUUAUUUGCCUCCUUUGUACUUGACGUGUUUUGUAAUUUGCACUGAAUUAUUUUCCUUUCAACUAUGUUGGUCGAUACUGUAAAUUGGGUCUUUUGUAAACAACAAAAGGACAAUGAUGUAUGCAUUUUUUUUAAUUUCAAGUAGUUUGUAUACUGUUUCUUCAAACAAUUAAUAUUUCUUACAUCAAAGCAACAAAAUUGUGUUCAGUGCUGUACAUUUGGUGUAUGGUAGGAAAUAAAAAUUGAUAAUGAG